AUGAGCCUCACAACCCAAGAACUGGAGAUACUCUCCACCAAGGCCAUUGACGCCAAGGCAACUGCCUACUGCCCAUACUCCAAGUUCCGCGUCGGAGCAUGCAUUCUGACUUCAUCCGGUGAAUUUAUCUCCGGUGCUAAUGUCGAAAAUGCCGCGUACCCUGUCGGUACCUGCGCAGAGCGAGUAGCUUUUGGAACUGCUAUUGUGGCUGGCCACAAGGACUUCAAGGCCCUUGCUGUCGCGACGGAUAUCACUCCUCCUGCGUCGCCCUGUGGGAUGUGCAGACAGUUUAUUCGCGAGUUCACUACGCCUUCAUUCCCCGUCUACAUGUAUGACGGCGAAGGCAAGUACAAGAUCAUGACCAUGGCCGAGCUACUACCCGACUCGUUCGGACCGGGCCACCUCACACAAGAAUGA
Molecule: messenger RNA, 417 nt
Organism: Penicillium canescens
Lineage: Eukaryota; Fungi; Ascomycota; Eurotiomycetes; Eurotiales; Aspergillaceae
Product: cytidine deaminase
Exons: 5
Coding region: 1-417 (138 amino acids)
Cellular component (GO): cytosol
Molecular function (GO): zinc ion binding; cytidine deaminase activity
Source: RefSeq, a predicted model, not a curated record